AUGUCUUCAAGAUCUGUAUCGGGAAAAGUGGAAGAUUUGGAAAAUGCCGUGUUUAUUGGAGCUGUGACGAAACAAAAAGCUGAACAACGAAUUGGAAAUCGAAGUUUUGUAAUUUAUUAUCGUCUACCGGAUGAUGGAACUAUUCCAUAUUCAAUGGAAUUAUUUUUGGUUUAUUAUUCGAGUAAUGGAAAAUUCUAUCAUUUUUCGAUAAGUCAAAGAAAACAAAUUGAUGGAAUGGGAAAAAUAUGCAAAGAUUUGUUCAAAGUUGAAUGCGGUGAUUCAUUGGAUGUGAGUUUCUUUCUAUUUGUAAAAAAAAUUGGCUGAAAUUAAAAUCAAUAUUUCGCAGUUUCUAUCGCUAGAAUCUCUAAUCCGCCACUAUGAAACCUUUGUUUAUCACGAUAUUUCAACUGGUGCAAUGGAAACAUUUCCAGUUGGUUCAAAAGAAGGAUCAAUUUAUGAUGUUUACAAGUGA
This is a messenger RNA of Caenorhabditis angaria, 472 nucleotides long. Lineage: Eukaryota; Metazoa; Nematoda; Chromadorea; Rhabditida; Rhabditidae. The record is from the annotation of a GenBank genome assembly.